UACACGUGAUAGUUUGUUGCUACGCGUCAUCAGAGCGCUGCUACUCGCUUGCAAAUCUGCUGAAGUGAGGGUGUCAGUUAGUUUGCAAAAUCAAAAGAAAGCAAGAGAAAACCAACAAAUAGAACCACAGCUACUCGGUCGGCUAACAACAGCAUUGAGCGUAAAAUUCAAUUUUGUUGUUUAAAUUUGAGCGUUAGAGUUAACGGCUUCUAAAGCAAACAUGGCUGGUUUGAUGGCAGGUUUUGGUAACUUCACUCACGCCGUUGUUCGAGCAGUCCCUACAUCUUUGGCGAAAGAAGCACUGAGGACAAAUAAGUUAGAUGUCGACCUUUUGAAAGCCCAACGGGAACAUGAACUCUAUGUAGAGGUUCUUAAACACAAAUUGGGUCUGGAAGUGAUCGAACUACCCGCUGACGAGAGCAUGCCAGACUGUGUGUUUGUGGAGGAUGCUGCCGUGGUUUGUGGUGAUACCGCUCUGAUUACCAGACCAGGAGCUGAAUCCAGACGAAAAGAGACGGAGGCCAUGAAGAAGGUUCUCUCAGACCUGAACCUGAAUAUUGUGGAGAUGACCGAUGAGUCGGCCACCCUGGACGGGGGAGACGUCCUGUUCACAGGUCGAGAGUUUUUCGUGGGGCUGUCGAAGAGAACGAACCAGAGAGGAGCUGAGAUCCUUGCGGAUGCCUUUAAGGACUAUGCCGUGUCCACUGUGCCAGUGACGGAUGGAUUGCACCUGAAAAGCUUCUGCAGCAUGGCGGGACCAGGCCUCAUCGCGAUUGGUUCCAGCGAGCAUGCUCAGAAAGCCCUGAAGAUCAUGCAGCAGAUGAGUGACCAUCGCUAUGAUAAGCUGACAGUGCCUGAUGACAUUGCUGCAAACUGCGUCUACAUGAACCUGCCCAGCAAGGGACAUGUUCUUCUGCACUGCACCCCGGAAGAGUUCCCCGAGAGUGUUAAGGUGUUUGAGAAGCUCAAGGACCACAUGCUCAUCCCUGUCUCCAACAUGGAGAAAGCCAAAGUGGAUGGUGCACUGACCUGCUGUUCCGUGCUCAUCAACAAGAAGACCGAUGUCUAAGGACCUGGCCCACGGAGUGUGUGUGUGUUUGUGUUUGGGGGGCUCAGGUUGCCACCACUGCCAUGUAGAUGUCCUCCGAGUCCCCACCCGUCACCCCAGCCCUCUGUGUGCAGACCUGAGCUACUGGUCAAUUUUACAAUCCUCCAAGGCAACCACUGCAAUAUUGGCUGGUGUUGUGAAAUGUCCUAAUUUUAUAUAUUCUUUUUUGUUGUUGAUGUUGUAAUUCAUGACAUUUUGAAUGCAACUGAACAAUGUGACAGUCUGAUCAAUUUAAUGCAUAAUCAUGAAGAUAAAUAUGUGAAAAAGUGAAACUUAAAAUGUUUAAUAUAAUCAGCAAGUUACCAACACCUAUAUUUUUAAUUAUUUAUUUUGAAUAAGUCAUUACACAAUCGGAAAUUACAUUAAGAAAUCAUUUUUGUCAAGAGGGAAGGGAUGUGUGUGUGUGGGGGGUGAUAAAUGGAAAUAUUUUUAGUUUUUUGUCUUUGUCUACUGUCCAGGCCUGAGGUGUUUUGUGUGGAUUUUAUGUGAUUUGUUGCCUGACAGCUGUGAUAGUGGUGCUAUGGCCUCUUCUGUGUGAUAGUGGAAGAAGCUUCACUCUUUUCUCUCUAAACUGUGAUUUAUUCUAGCUUAGUUUUGCAGGUACCCUAACAAAUGUAUGGCUACUAUUGUACGGUAGACGUAAUGUUUGUAGAUGGAAUUUUAGAGUUGACCGUGUCAAUCUAGUCAGAUUCAGAGCUGCAUAGAUAUGGCUCUGGUCAGAUCUAACACACAGUUUGGACCAAACACAUGAAGUAUGACUGACCGUGGAGAUUUUUGUGAUUUGCCGAACCAAACAGCAUGGUUCUAAUAGUAUUGUGUCUGUCGUGCAGUUGGAGAUAUUUUUGUAGAAUUGGCGCAAUGACCGUUGCUUCUAAAUCAGUCUACAGAUACAACAAAAUGGAUCAUCCUGAUCGGUUUAAUCAUUUCACUUUCAAGUCCAGCCUUUUCCUUGCCUCGUGCCCUUCGACCAGGAUUAACUUUGAGUAAAAAGCUUUGCCAGACAGUCUGACCCACCAGUUGGCCAGCACAUGGACAUGAAACCUGAGUCUCCUCUUAGUCACUCUAUUAUCCUCCUGCUAUCUAUGACCAAGCAGUCUGGAACCACUCUGAUUUUCGCUAGGUCUUUAUUUGGAGGACCUAUGCAGGCGAUGCAGCAUCAGUGUGUCAUGUAAUAAGAGCCCCGAGCAACUGACCUGAUGAAAUGAGACCCCUGUGUUGUGUGCAUCGUAACACUAGAGUAGAUUUUUCCUGGAAAAAAAACCUACUAAUAUCCUGUUUGUCGCUGCCCAGAGUUGCUCAGUUGUACAGCCUGUGCUGAGGAUGAACCUACUGGGAAGGGGCUGUAAGGGGCUCUUACUCAACAGUGUUAACAGCACCCCGUUUGUCCUUAAACGUCCUAUUCACUCUUUCAUGAGGAGAGGCUCAGUGAAGGGGCCUGACUGGCCGUCAGCUGAGCAGGGUGUCCCAAGGGUCUUCAUCACUGUCAUUAGAAAUUACUUACAGGUCGACACAUGUCCACAGUCCUUUUCUCCAGAGGACCUCCUCAGCAGAUGGGCCAGUGUGACAGUGCAUGAAUAAAAAAUGAGCAACUCUGUUUUAUUAUAUUCUUAAAAAAACAUCAUUCAUCUAUGAUAUUGUGUUGUGACAGAAGGCCUAUGGGCAUCAGAAAGAGUAAUUGCCGUUGAUCAAAGUAGUGUGUGUGUGUGAAAGCAGUAGUGUUUCCUGGACCACUGUGGUGUCUCAAUCUCUGCUGCUCCAUGGCCAUUCCAGGACAAAGCAAUUGUGAUGAAACACGGAAGGAAUUCUUUUUGGAUGAACAGCUUGUUAGUCAAUACACAUAGUCUCUCACUCUCUCUCACUUUCCCUCUCUGUCUGUCUCUCUAUCUCUAUCUAUCUCUGCCCCCCCCCCCUUUUACUAUCUCUCCUCUGGUUCUGGGGUAAUUUAUGACAGUGAUAUCAUACAGUCUGGCAAAGAUACUCGAUGACCAGCCGUUAAAGAGCGUAAUUUGUGACACAAGCAGUAUAUUUUACUGGAGGCUCUUGGCAGGUCGAGUGAUGAUCCCAUAGUUGCCAUGCAUCCAGCAGCGAACUCAUGCACUGCACACUGAAAGCUGGACUGUGGUUUGACUACUGCAAGCUUUUAACCGUAUUCCACCCUCCUGGUUUGUCUACUACGGCAUCUCAGUGCUGGCUUACACACAAAAGUGAGGUCUAGUCCUCUUUAUGCGAGUAACAUAAACAGACAGACAGAGAUAAAUAGAAUUGUUAGCAUUAUUUUGAACACUGUUUUAUUUUAGCACUACUCUUGCUCAGACUAUGACCUAGAAAAACUGAAACCAAGCCUGGAAUGACAGCACCUUAAUUUCUUUUGGAAAAUAAAAGUUCAAAUGUGCUUCAGUAAGAUCAUAUGAGCGCUCUGUUGUAGUUCUUGAAAGUCAUGUUGGGUUUGUUCUCAGGUUUCUUAAGUUAGAUUAAGUUUGUUUGCAAAUUAUAUCAGAAAAUAUCAGCAUUAACUCCUAAUCUUGAACUCAAAUAUGUUGUCAUUAAAUUUGGUUAAUAAAGUUUGUUCUAACAUCA
Messenger RNA from Alosa sapidissima (American shad), 3685 nucleotides. It is a transcript of the gene ddah1, whose product is annotated as dimethylarginine dimethylaminohydrolase 1. The coding region runs from base 221 to 1069 and encodes 282 amino acids. The transcript has 6 exons. The record is from RefSeq and is a predicted model, not a curated record. Gene Ontology annotation, biological process: positive regulation of nitric oxide biosynthetic process; arginine metabolic process. Lineage: Eukaryota; Metazoa; Chordata; Actinopteri; Clupeiformes; Clupeidae. Gene Ontology annotation, molecular function: amino acid binding; dimethylargininase activity.